AUGAUUAAGAAAUCGAUUCAUGCUCAUCAGCUAUUCUAUUGUACGAAACAAACAACAUGGAUGGAAAUUCGUGCAUUUGUUUAUCGAUGUUUCUUUUCUCAUAAAUAUCAAAUACUUAUUCGACCAGAUUUACUUCCAUUAAUAAUUCAAGAUAAAUUUCUUCCAUUGCUUAAUAAUUUAAUUGAAGAUCAUCCCAUACAUUCUUUUCAAUUAGGAAUAAUUACAACAAGAACUGCUUCUCAUAUACAAUUAGUUAAUGCAAUUAAAACUCGAAUUAAUAUCAAUAUAGUACAUGAUCAAAAGCUUUUAAGUAAAGAUGACCUUACUUCUCAAGUACAGAAUAUGAUUCAUCAAUGUACAAUAGUCACAUCUCGCCUAUCUGGUUUAGGUAAAUCACAAUUUAUCAAGAAAGAAAGCAUUCAUCUAAAUAAACAACUUAUUAAAUUUCCAAUUGGUGGCGAUAUUAAAGCGGAUGAAAUAGCCAAUCGACUUGGAAUUUUAUAUGAUAAAUCAUUGCGAACAUCAAUUCUACAUCUUGAUAUCGGACAUAUUGAAAAUAUUAAUGAUCUCGAUGAAUUAUUAUAUUGUUUGAUACUUUUUCGUAGCUUUUGUUUUGGUCAAUCAGCUGCACAUGUUCCCAUCGAAACAUUAAUUUAUAUUGAACUUGCCUCAUCUCCUUACAUUAAUAUAGAUCAACGUCUUAUAUUAUGUCAAUAUCUUCCCUCGAUUUAUCUUAAUGAAGUAAACUGGGACGAACUCGAUUGUAAUAGACCAAUGAUUCAAUUUGUUGCUAAUAAUUUACAUGCGAUUAAUACAGGUACAAUUACAAAAGAAAAUAUUACAUUAGAUGAUAAAAAGCAAAUUGAUCGUGCAGUCUGUAGGGCAUUAAUUCAAAAACAUUUUAUUCAAGGAAAAAAUCUUGAAUUUAUUACAUGGACACAAUUAUCUGUUUUUAUUGCAGUAUUUUAUUCUCUCUUUAAGGGAUUUUCUAUUUGUGGUUACUUUCUUGUUGAAGUUUCGAACCAACCUCAAUUACGACUCGAUAUUCUUCAAGCACUUUUACGUUCUUCAGAUCAAUUUACAUCAGUAUCUGUAGAAAAAGUGCGUAUACAACAACGCGCAAGUUUACGACAAGAUUCAGAAGUUCAACAACCAGAAUUAACUGAUGCAAUUGUUCGCUGGGAGAAUACACAACCAUUUACACUUGUUUUUACAGCAACUCAUGAUCCUUUAUUUGUUUAUAAAACAACUCAUGAUAUACCAGAAUCACUCAGAAAUUAUUUCAAUGAUUUUCAACAAGUUGUUUCUCAACAAUCGACUCGAAAAACUGCUGACAAUAAUGCACUAUUCAAUCCUACUGUUGAUGAUCUACUUUUUGAUUACAAUAAAUUUUCACAUGUUGAAUUCUUUCACAAGCUUGCUUCAUUAUCUCGCAAAUAUUUCAAUAAAGCUAUAUGCACUAAAUGUUUUAAACAGUAUGAAUACAAAACACAACAAUGUACAUAUUGUCAUACAAACGAAAGUAUUGUUAAACCAGCAACUUUCGAUAAUUGUGAUGUUUUAGUAUUUCAAACAAAUAUCGCUACUUUACUCGAAGCCGAAUAUGUUCUCACACCAGAUAAUUAUGUCAAAAUGCUAUUGAUUUAUAUGCGUAUACAAAGUGGUCUUCCAGUAUUAAUUAUGGGAGAAACAGGUUGUGGUAAGACAGCAUUGAUUAAAUUUUUGUGUCAAAAAAUUCUUGAUGAUGAACUAGAAAUAUUUCGAAUUCAUGCUGGAGUAACGAAUGAAAAGAUUAUUGAGACAAUGAAACGAUUAAUAGUCAAAGCUACAGAAUGUAUAGAGGAAGAAAAACGUCUUUGGAUAUUCUUCGAUGAAUUUAAUACAACAUCUAGUAUUGAAUUACUCAAAGAGAUAACAUGUGAACGUACACUUUUAGGUGAUUCAUUACCAGAUAAUAUGGUCUUUCUUGGUGCAUGUAAUCCACGUCGAUAUAAGAGUAAUGAAAAAUGGAUGUCAUUUGAAAAUAAUAUUGGGAUAAAAAAAGAUCGAUAUGAAAUGAUGAAAAAACUCUCCGAUGGCCAAUGUCUAUUAUAUACGGUAGUACCUAUUCCAGAGACAAUGUUAGAAUAUAUAUGGGAUUAUGGAUAUCUCGAUCAAGAUACCGAACAAACAUAUAUUCGAACAAUGCUUAAAACAUGUCCUUCGUUAGUAAAACAUGAACAAUUAUUUAAUGCAUUUAUUCAACUCUUAUCUCGAUCACAACAAUUCAUUCGUAAAAUUGAAGAUGUUAGUAGUGUUAGUUUAAGAGAUGUAGCUCGAUUCUGUCGUUUAUACAAUUGGUUUCAUGAAUCAAUUAACGUACGUUCUAUAAAUCAAUCUCUUCUAUCACAAAACGUUGCUCGACGAGCUGCUUUUGCAGCUCUCUUUUUAUGUUAUUAUUUUCGAUUACCUUCUAUUCAACUUAAAUAUGAUUAUGUCGAUAUGCUUGAACAAGUUUAUCAGAAUCUUUUUCUUUCGUAUUAA
Messenger RNA from Rotaria sp. Silwood2, 2523 nucleotides. Lineage: Eukaryota; Metazoa; Rotifera; Eurotatoria; Philodinida; Philodinidae. The record is from the annotation of a GenBank genome assembly.